UCCCCCUUCCCCUAUUCAAUCAGUUCUCAUCAAUUUUCAAACUAUUCUUCUUCUUAUUAUUUCUUCUCCACCCUUUAUCACAUGCGCUGUGAAAAAUGAAUUUAUCUCUCUAUGUUAGAACAAGAAGAAUUCUAUGUUUGUUUAUACUUAUUAUUUCAUCGAAUAUAGUUCUUGGAUCAACCAAUUGUACACAUUCAUGUGGAAAAAGUUUUCUUCAAUAUCCUUUUGGUUUUUCUUCAGGCUGUCCAAUUCAAUUAAAUUGUACCUCACAUGGGGCAAUGGUCAUUAACAAAUUCCCAGUUCAGGCUAUAACUUCUGAGACCAUUUUAAUUAAUCUUUUAGCCAAAUGUAGCCGUCCAUUUUCUGCAAUUCACAAUCUUUUUAGCUCAAAUUACGCACCCACUUCACGUAAUGGAAUACUUUUCCAAAAUUGUAGCUUUUCACAGUCUAGUUGUUUGAUACCUUCAACUAUGAUUCAAACUCAUUUUGAGCUUCUUGACUGUGGGAAAGAAAAUAUGAGUUGUUAUUCUGAACCAAAUAGUGAGAGUAAUUUUAUUGACUUGAGGAAUUUGUCAAGAACUGGGUGCCACUCUUUGUUUUCUGCAAUAUCUGUUGAGUCAACGUUGAAUGGUUCGGCAGUUUCUUUGGAUGUUCAAGUGGUUCAAUUGGGAUGGUGGCUUCAAGGAAAUUGUCAAUGUUCUUCUAAUGCAAAUUGUACUAAAAUCUUGUCACCUAUUGAUGGGAAAUUGGGAUAUAGGUGCCAGUGUUCAGAAGGUUUUAUUGGAGAUGGUUUCUUAGCUGGCUCCGGCUGCCGGAAAGAUGACACAACAUGCAACCCUUCAAAUUACCUUUCAGGCAAAUGUGGAGGAACCACCAGGGUUGGCGUACUUGUUGGAGGCAUUGCAGCAGGUGCUUCAUUAAUGGUAAGUAUAGGCCUAAUAUGCUGCUUUAUUCGACGAAGAUUGAAUUUCCAAAACAGAAGCAGAAGAAGCCGCGAGCUAUGUGAAACAACGGGGAUUACUAUCCCGAUUUAUCCAUACAAAGAAAUGGAAAAGGCAACCGAUUUCUUCUCUGAGAAGCGAAGACUAGGAAAUGGCGCUUAUGGAACAGUUUAUUCAGGAAAACUUCAAAGCGACAAUUGGGUAGCAAUCAAAAGAAUUAUGAAUAGACAUACUGAUAGCAUUGAACAAGUCAUUAAUGAGAUCAAGCUCCUUUCUUCAGUAAAUCAUCCGAAUCUCGUUCGACUCUUGGGCUGCUGUAUUGAAAAAGGUGAACAGAUUCUUGUUUAUGAGUUCAUGCCUCAUGGAACUUUGUCACAACAUUUACAAAGAGAAAAAGGAAAUGCACUUCCGUGGCCUGUUCGCCUCACGAUUGCAGCAGAAACUGCUCAAGCUAUAGCUUAUCUUCAUAAUGCAAUGCACCCUCCAAUAUAUCACAGAGAUGUUAAGUCUAGUAACAUACUCUUGGAUUAUAAUUACAAGUCAAAAGUCGCGGAUUUUGGACUUUCAAGACUUGGUAUUAUUGAAUCAUCCCAUAUUUCUACCGCGCCACAAGGAACUCCAGGAUAUCUUGACCCUCAGUAUCAUCAGAAUUUUCAGUUGUCUGAUAAGAGUGAUGUUUAUAGCUUUGGCGUAGUUUUGGCAGAGAUCAUAACAGGACUAAAAGCAGUGGAUUUUGCUCGUCCACAAGACGAAAUAAACUUGGCUGCACUAGCAAUUGACAGAAUAGGAAAGGGUAAUUUAGAUGAAGUUAUCGAUCCCUCAAUCGAGCCACAUAUGGAUGCUUGGACGCUUUCGUCUGUGCAUAAGGUAGCUGAACUGGCAUUCAGAUGUCUUGCAUUUCAUCGCGAUAUGAGGCCAUCGAUGAUGGAAGUGGCGAUUGAAUUGGAACAACUUAGAUUAAGCAAAUGGGCAAUUUCAGAAGAUAAUAUUACAGCUUCAUCAGAGGGAUCUUCUAUUUCAUCAGCUUCAGAUGUGAGUGAGAAACCAUUGAACCUUUCAAUUAAGAAGAGAGAAAUGGAUAUAAAAGCUAUAUUUUCGACGGAAAAAAUAAAGGAUUAUUCUCCUGUUUCAAUACAAGAUCCAUGGAAAAGUGAGCAAAGCUCUCCAUCUUGUAGUAGUUUGCUCAAUCAUAUAGUCAAGUAAUGUUAAUGUAAAGGCUUUUCUAUUUUUUUGUAAUUUACUUACAGGAACAUGUAGCUGUUGACAGUGUAGUAUACUAGCAAAAAAUUACUAGCGAGAAUACUGCAUAUGCCAUAUUUGUGUGUAUCUCUAAAGUUUUUUCUCUUCUUUUGUGUUCUUUUUUAUGUAUUUUCCUCUGUGGAUACUUGAUAGUAUAACUAUGCCUUUGUUGCU
Molecule: messenger RNA, 2354 nt
Organism: Nicotiana tabacum (common tobacco)
Lineage: Eukaryota; Viridiplantae; Streptophyta; Magnoliopsida; Solanales; Solanaceae
Product: wall-associated receptor kinase-like 14
Biological process (GO): protein phosphorylation
Molecular function (GO): ATP binding; protein kinase activity
Source: RefSeq, a predicted model, not a curated record